Mercurialis annua (annual mercury) is the source of this 1616-nucleotide messenger RNA. RefSeq names its product cytochrome P450 87A3-like. The record is from RefSeq and is a predicted model, not a curated record. Lineage: Eukaryota; Viridiplantae; Streptophyta; Magnoliopsida; Malpighiales; Euphorbiaceae. Gene Ontology annotation, biological process: sterol metabolic process. Gene Ontology annotation, molecular function: oxidoreductase activity, acting on paired donors, with incorporation or reduction of molecular oxygen; iron ion binding; heme binding. The transcript is spliced from 10 exons. Bases 1 to 1410 code for a protein of 469 amino acids.
AUGGACAAUUCUCAGUGGUCGAAUCCUCCUUGUAAUGGAACACUUCCUCCUGGUUCCAUGGGCUUUCCGCUCAUCGGAGAAACUGUUCAGUUCUUUAUUCCGAGCAAGUCUCUUGAUAUACCUAUUUUCGUGAAGAGCAGAAUCAAUAAGUAUGGGCCAAUAUUCAAAACAAGCUUGGCGGGACGAUCCGUAGUUGUGUCAUCAGAUGCUGAUUUUAAUCAUUUUAUUCUCCAACAAGAAGGGAAAUUGGUAGAAUUAUGGUAUUUGGAUUCUUUGGCUGAGCUUGUUGGCCAAAAUGGUUCGUUUAAAGACGGUAUUAAUUUUGGAUAUAUAUAUAAGACUUUCAAGAAAGUAAUUACUGAAAAUUUUGGUCCUGAAAGACUUAAAGAAAACCUUCUCCCUGAAUUAGAAGAUAUGGUUAACAAAUCCUUGGAAGCAUGGUCAAAGCAUGAAUCUGUCGAGUUAAAACAUGCAUGUACCAGGAUGAUAUUAGAUUUCACUUCAAAAUUGCUAUUUAGUUAUGAUAUUGAGAAAAAUGGGGACAGUCUAAGCAACACAUUUGCAAGCUUUGCAAAAGGUUUAUUUUCUUUUCCUUUAAAUAUUCCAGGAACCACCUUCCACGAGUGUAUGCAGAAUCAGAAAAAUAUAUUGAAGAUAAUAAAGAAUGCAGUGGUGGAACGACAAGCUUAUCCUGAAACAAGUAAAGGGGAUUUACUUGAUAAUCUGAUACAACAAAUGAAAGCUGAUAAUGUAUUUACAGAUGAUCUUAUUAGUUACCUUAUCUUUGUACUUCUACUUGCUACCUCUGAGACAGUUCCGACAACUUUAACUUUGGCCAUUAGGCUAUUAUCUGAACAUCCUCUAGUCAUGCAAGAAUUAUUGAAAGAAAGUGAAGAGAUUAUCCAAAGCAGAGAAAAUAAAGAAAGUGCAGGUUUAACAUGGAAGGAAUAUAAAUCCAUGACUUUUACAAUGCAUGUUAUCAAUGAAGCACUUCGGCUGAGCGGUUCCAUAGGAAUGUUAAGGAGAACAAUGGUAGAUAUCUACAUAAACGGAUAUACCAUUCCAAAGGGCUGGACGAUCAUGAUUGUUCCUGCUUCUGUUCAUAUGAACCCGGAUACUUAUAAAGAUCCUACUGCUUUCAAUCCAUGGCGAUGGAAGGAACUGGGAUCGGAUGUUCUUGCCAAAAAGUUUAUCCCAUUUGGUAGGGGAAUGAGACCAUGCGGCGGAGCGGAAUUCAGUAAAGUACUGCUUGCAGUGUUUCUCCAUGUUUUCGUUACUAAAUACAGGUGUAGCAAUGUGAAGACAGGAGAAAUUGUUAGAACUCCCAUGUUAAAAUUUGGAAAUGGACAUUACAUUAAUGUGUCAAAGAAGCAAGAAAUGCUGUCGGUGAAUCAAGAAAGUCAAAUGUAAAUUAUGCAAUGAAAAAACUCAAUAAAUGUGUAAUUAAAUUAUCAUGUGUCAGUGUCAUUUGAGUCGGACUAUUGUUAAUGUUGGAAUGGCUGCUGGAUUUAAAAUUGUAGUAAUUUCCAUGAGCAGCACUAAUUACUUAAUUCUGUUUGAUCUCCUUAUGAAUUGUUGCAAGCAAAAGAAUCUUAUUGUUCUGCUAUUGAAAGUAA